ACUAAAUGUGCUGCUUUGUAUAACAGUAUGAAUCAACUGUUCUCAGAAAAUAACUCAACAUACAGCCAUUAUUGUCAAAAUAGCUGGCAACAAAAGUGAGUACACCCUAAGUGAUAACAGCUGUACAUCUUUAACCAUGCAAAGUCACAUGUCCUAUUUAUCAAGUUCAUGUGUUAGUGGCCAAGUAUGUCUCCCCACCUGAACCUUUUGAGCACCUGUGGGACAUCCUCAGGCAGAAGGUGGUGAAGCGCUAUGUGUCUAACAUCCAGCAUCUCAGUGAUAUCAAUAUGGAAGAAUGGAAGAGGAUCCCAGCAAUAUGUGCAGCUCUGGUGACAUUGUGGGUCUUUAUGAAUCGGAAGGAUGCAGCCAGCCUAAUCAGCUUUGCUCGGGUGUAGUGACCCGUGUGACACAGACAUCAAUAACAGUUGCUUUUGAUGAAACGCAUGAUGGCCUCAACCUGGAAAGUGAUGCGCUAUACAAUAUUAUGAAGCUUGCAAAUGAUGUAACUUAUAAACGAUUGACUCAUGCUUUAAACUUUUUGAAUGGGUACAGAAAUGGUCCUGCUGCCCAUCUAAUUAGUGUCCUUUUUGGGUACUCUGAGCCUGGAAUGUUGUCACAGCAGAAUGCUUUAGAGUGGGUCAACAAUGGAUUAGACAGUUCUCAGCAGGAAGCUGUUUUGUUUGCCCUAUCCCAGAAAGACGUUGCUAUUAUACAUGGACCACCAGGAACGGGGAAAACCACAACAGUGGUUGAAGUUAUUCUACAGGCUAUAAAACAAGGCCAGAAGGUUUUGUGCUGUGCACCAUCCAACGUGGCAGUGGAUAAUCUGGUGGAGCGCCUGGCUAAGAGCAAGGCUAAGGUCCUGCGUCUGGGACAUCCAGCACGUCUGCUUGAGUCAAUCCAGAAACAUUCACUGGAUGCAGUGCUUGCACAGAGCGACAACACCAACAUCAUCGCGGAUGUCCGGAAAGACAUAGAUAAAGCAUUUAGUCAGAUCAAGAAAGCGCGCGACAAAGGACAAAAAAGCAGCCUAAGGCGGGAAAUAGGAGAGUUGCGAAAAGAACUGAGGAGCAGGGAGGAGAUGGCCAUCACCCAAAUCCUGAAAAGGGCCAGUGUUAUUCUAGCAACCAACACUGGAGCUAGCAAUGAUGGCCCACUGAAGCAUUUGCCAAGCGAGCAUUUCGACCUGGUGGUGAUAGACGAGUGUGCUCAGGCUCUGGAGAGCAGCUGUUGGAUUGCACUGCUCAAAGCACGCAAGUGCAUUCUGGCUGGAGACUACAAACAGCUGCCACCAACAAUUAAAUCUCAGAAUGCAGCUGCUAAAGGUCUGUCUGUGAGUUUAAUGGAGCGUCUGAUUCAGAAGUACGGAGACUCAGUAGUGCGAAUGCUGACCACACAGUACCGUAUGAACAGUGCCAUCAUGCAGUGGGCUUCAGAGCAGAUGUAUCAGGGCAAACUGUCCGCACAUCCUUCGGUGGAAAAACAUUUACUGAGAGACCUGGCUGGUGUAGCUCAUGUUGAGGAGACCAGCAUGCCUCUGCUCUUAGUGGACACUGCCGGCUGUGGUCUUAAUGAAAUGGAGGAUACAGAUGAGCAGUCAAAAGGCAAUCAGGGUGAAGUUGACAUAGUUGCACUUCAUGUGAAAGCCUUGACUAAGGCUGGAGUGCAGGCCAAAGACAUUGCAGUCAUCGCACCAUAUAACCUUCAGGUAGAUCUGCUAAGGCAGAAGCUCUCCCAUGAGUACCCUGACCUGGAAAUCAAAUCUGUGGAUGGUUUUCAAGGCAGAGAAAAAGAGGCAGUGCUGCUGUCCCUGGUUAGAUCGAAUAGAAAAGGAGUAGUUGGAUUUCUUGCAGAGGACAGAAGGAUCAACGUGGCAGUAACGCGUGCCAGACGCCAGCUUGUAGUGGUGUGUGACUCCCAGACUGUCCGAAACCAUGAUUUUCUCAGAUGCUUGGUCGACUACAUGUCUGAGCAUGGUGAGGUUCGCACUGCCUUUGAGUACCUGGAGGACCUGGUGCCAGAAAACUACCAUCGUGAUUUUAAAGAAGGACAGAAUAACAUUAAAGCACCUUCCACCAAAACAAAGACUACAAACCAACAAGGCAAGCGAGCCGAGUCCAACCACAAUAAAGUCUCUGAGAGUAAAAGCAAAGGAAAUGGUCAAUCAAAAAAUAGUGCCCAUUUCAGCAAAAAUCUAAAAGCUGGCCUUCCCAAACCAAAAGCAGAUGAUCAAAUUGAAACACAAAUUAAAAAAGAAGAGAUAAAGGAGCAGUUGCUUACUUUUAUGGAGAACCAGAGUCAGACAGAGCUUCAGUUUCCAUCUUCCCUUAACUCACAUGAACGCCUACUGAUCCACCAGCUCUGUGAAGAGUUAAAGCUACAGCAUGUGAGUAAAGGAACGGGCAAACAGCGCCAUAUCACUGUUUCCAAACCAGUGGCAAAGCCAGAGGAAUCACUCGAAGAGGAAUCAGAGUCCACAAGGCCAGAAAUCCAGAUUCCAGAGGAACUAACAGAAAAAGAAGCCAAAAGGCAACCAGUAAAGCCAACCCUAGACCUGAAAAGCUUGCAUUUGGAGCGUAUGCGCAGAGAGCAAGAAAAACGGGAGGAAAAAAUUCAGAGCAAAAGGCUGGAGACAGAGCCUAAAGAUGGCAAAGGCCCAUCAAUGAAAAAGAACAAAGGUGCAACAAAAGGAAAGGGGAAAAUGAAAGCAGGGGCUGUGGACAUUGCUGCAGCUGCUACAGCUGAUGAUGAUUUCGAAGCACUCAUCGAUGCAGUGGUGAAAGCAGAAAGCGUGUGUGGCUUCAUAAAGUGUAAAGCCAGUGUGCUCACACUGGGGCAGCUGUGUGCCUACUGUAACAGACAGUACUGCCUGAGUCACCACAUACCUGAGGUACACGGGUGUGGAGACAAGGCGAAGGCACAGGCUCGAAUGAGAAUAAGCAAAGAGGGAGUGCUGUAUGCUGGAAGCGGGCAGAAAGACAAGUCCCUGGAUCCAAACAAAAAAGUGUACCUGCAACGCAAAUUAGACUCUAAACUCAAAGACAUGGCAUCCCAAAGAAAAUCCAAAUCAAAGGAUAAAGAACAUUGAAUAUUUGCGUUCUGCUGUACAAAAAAUUAAUUUAUUCUAAUUAAAUUAAUAAAUCUGUGGUUUGUUGUGUACAUUGCCUAAGGAUAUGCAUAAGGAUGCUUAUAUAGUGUUUGAAACACAACAACAAUAAUAUGGGUAUAUUAUAUUAUAAAUAUUGAAAUACAUAAAAAGGGGAAUAAAAGAGAAUAAUGAAAGAACAUUAAAGAAAAUUAUUAAAGGGUUUGACUUUGGAGGAACAAAAAACAUUUUUUUGCCACCAUAUCACUAUAGAAUCACAUAUAAUGAAGCAACUGCUGUUUUUCAUAUUGCAUGCCUGUCUAAUCAGCUGAAGAAGAGUUUAGUGUAAGUUGUGUGGGGAUCAAGAGAACCGAGAACUGUAAGAUUUAAAAAAAACAAAAGGGACAAAGAUGCAUAAUAUAUCCUGGAGAAGAAAGAGUCAUCAAUUGUAGCAAAAAGGUUUAUUGCAAUUUCACUAUAAAAAUUCCACUGGAUGUGACUGAAGGACCAUUCUCAAACAUUCAACA
Molecule: messenger RNA, 3612 nt
Organism: Clarias gariepinus (North African catfish)
Lineage: Eukaryota; Metazoa; Chordata; Actinopteri; Siluriformes; Clariidae
Gene: ighmbp2
Product: immunoglobulin mu DNA binding protein 2
Exons: 14
Coding region: 296-3088 (930 amino acids)
Molecular function (GO): 5'-3' DNA helicase activity; DNA binding; zinc ion binding
Source: RefSeq, a predicted model, not a curated record